AUGGUUGAUGUAUGCCAGAGAUGGAUCUUUUGUUCUUCUGCCUCCGCAGUAAAGAUCGUCCUACGAAACAGAAAACUGGGGUUAGAGGAGUAUAGGUUUCUCUUCAAAACCAUUAUCAGUUCGGGGAUUGGGGAGAACACUUACUGCCCCAGAACAGUUCUUGAAGGGAGAGAAGAGUGUUCAUCUCUUAAAGACUCGUACCAUGAAAUAGACGAGAUCAUGUUCGACACACUCGACAACCUCUUCAAGAAAACGGGGAUUUCACCCUCCGAGGUAGACAUCCUCGUAGUGAACGUCUCCUUGUUCUCGCCGGCACCUUCUCUCGCAGCACGCAUCAUAAACAGGUACAAGAUGAGAGAAAACGUGAAAGCUUUCAAUCUUGCAGGAAUGGGGUGCAGUGCAAGUGUGGUUGCUAUCGAUGUGGUGCAGCAACUGUUCAAGACUUACAAGAACUCUGUUGGGAUUGUUGUGAGCACCGAGGAUCUCGGUGGACACUGGUACUGUGGCACGGAGGUUUGA
Vigna unguiculata (cowpea) is the source of this 519-nucleotide messenger RNA. The record is from RefSeq and is a predicted model, not a curated record. NCBI's taxonomy places the organism in Eukaryota, Viridiplantae, Streptophyta, Magnoliopsida, Fabales, Fabaceae.